AUGACACCCACAACCAUCAUGGGUCCGGAAGACGCCAAAAUCGUCCGACCCCUCUCCGGCCCGCCACAAUUGAACAGAUCAUGCGAAUCCUGCCGAAGCUUGAAGGUCCGCUGCUUCCCUGAUCCCAAGGCUCCCGACCAGUGCCAGCGGUGUGCAAAGGCCAAGAGGACGUGUAUCUUCGUGGCGCCGCAGAGGCGGCGGCCGCGGAAGAGGACCGACUCGCGGGUGGCUCAGUUGGAGAGGGAAAUGCGACAGAUGCGCUCCCUUCUAAAGGGCCGCCUACACACGGACGAAACUAGCACGGCCAGCGACGACAGUGAAGAGGCGGAAUCGAUCGAGGGUGAUUUUGGCGCCAACGGAAGAGAACUGAACCCUAAUGACCCCAGCAACAUGUCGGACUCGUUACGACCAAUGAACCCCUCCCCUAAGGUGCUAUCCCCCCUGCGUCGGAGCACUCUGGACAGCCGAUCCAUCUCCCCCGCGAGCUUCGAUUACGCAUUGACAGAACACUCCGCGGAGAUUGCCAUGAGAGAAGAUGUGAUUGACCGGGGCAUAAUAUCACUGGAAGAUGCCAACCAACUAGUGGCGCUUUUCAACAUGGAGCUCUCGGCUUGCGCUGGGAUGAUCUUGUGUCCUACCGGCACUACAGCCGCCCACCUGCGCCACAGCAAGCCCAUUCUAUUUCUGUCCGUGAUCGCGGCCGCCGCUCUUGCGGUAGACGCCGGGCUGGCUGCCACUCUCAACCGUGAGAUGGUCCACCUUUAUGCUGAACGAUUCUUCAUCAAUGGGGAGAAGUCGCUGGAGCUGAUCCAGGCCUUGCUGGUGAUGACUAUCUUCUACUACCCACCCGACUCCCCGCUCAAACUGCAGCACUGCCAAUAUACCCACGUCGCAUCCACCAUGGCCCUGGAGAUUGGGUUGACCUCGCGACACCGGAUCAGGUCUGACUGUAAACAGGAUGGCAAGUCGAACAAACGCGGAUACAAUGAGCAUGUGGCCGAGCAAGCACGGGCGAUGGUGGGGUGUUACCACCUGGCAUCAAGAGUCGCUAUGAAAAUGCGCUGUCCCAGUAUCCUUCCUUUUGACGACUGGAUGGGGGAGUAUGUCAACUAUCUCGAAUGUUCGCCCAACGUGGCAGACCGACAGACGGCCCGGUGGUUCGAACUCCAGAAGAUCGUGGACGAAUCCAUGGCCUCUUUUGGCCUCGACAACGCCAGCGCCACGACGCCGCUGGCGGAGACGCGCAUUCAGGCUGUGCUGCGAUGGUUCGACCAUCGGAUGCAAGCUUGGAAGGACGACGCCCCGGCGGAGUUGAUCUCAAUCCCCGUGACCUUCGAAUACCACUAUACCAAACUCGCCGUAUAUGAGAUCGCCGCGGGGGAGGGCUACCGAGAUCUCAACGCAGUGGAUGGGCCGUAUGAUACGCUUCCACCAUUAGAGGCCAGUGGGCAGGCGUCGGUCCUUCCCCUGAGUGCACUUCGGGUAGACUUCACCUUCAAGUGGAUGAGUGCAGCCCAGGAGAUGCUCGACUAUUUCCUCGCCUGCGACACGGCUGUUUUGCAAAAGUUGCCCAACCUAGUAUACACCCAAGUUGGGCUUGCCCUGACGUCCCUCCUGAAAGUAUACUUCCAGGUGCGCACGGGCGCACUGGGAGAGUUCGUCACGCCGCAGUCGGUGAACAUCGAAGCCUACCUCGACGCAAUGAUGCGGAAGCUCACCGACGCAAGCUGUGGCGGCCAGUAUCGUGUCCCAAGCCGGUGGCAAGGCGCCGUCGUUGUCAGAGCCUGCGACUGGUACGAGGAGUUCGAACGGCGACACUCACAGAGCGAGCCGAACACCGUUCCCCAAGUCAGCGUCAGCGCAUCGACACCCCCACCAACCCUACACAUCCAAACCUCAGUAGGAUUCACCACCUCCCACGCAUCCCACUCCAGCGAAUCCCUGGUCCUGAACACCGAACCCCCCACCUUCCCAGCCGUCGGCGGGCCCUACGGGGCUCCUCCCCCCGUCAUGAGCCCGCUAUGGUCACCUGAGCAGAGCAACUCCCCGCCCUUUGUGUACCCGGAGCAGUUUACGGACUACCCGCACCAGAUGGUUCCUCCUCCUCCUCGAUUUGUGUACGAGCACGCGCCGCGGUCUCCCCUGGAAGAGCCCCCCAACGGGCCGUCUGGGCCGCCUCGAGCAGGCAUGGGGUUCGAUGCCUGGAUGCCGCAUGAUCGUGUGUAUGGGGUGCCCUGCUUGCCUGUCAUAUAA
This is a messenger RNA of Aspergillus campestris IBT 28561, 2253 nucleotides long. RefSeq names its product C6 zinc finger domain protein. Bases 1 to 2253 code for a protein of 750 amino acids. Gene Ontology annotation, molecular function: transcription cis-regulatory region binding; DNA-binding transcription factor activity, RNA polymerase II-specific; zinc ion binding. Gene Ontology annotation, biological process: regulation of DNA-templated transcription; DNA-templated transcription. Lineage: Eukaryota; Fungi; Ascomycota; Eurotiomycetes; Eurotiales; Aspergillaceae. Gene Ontology annotation, cellular component: nucleus. The transcript is spliced from 3 exons. The record is from RefSeq and is a predicted model, not a curated record.